AUGCGAACGUUGAUUUUGCUGUGCUUUCUCCCGCUAUGCUACUGUAUUUUUGAAACUGGUAAAAUGCAGACAGUUGGAGCAAAGGGGAACCUCCUCUGUAAUGGCAAACCCGCUGCUAAAGUGAAAAUAAAGCUGUACGAAAGCGAGAUCUUGCUUGACCGCUUGCUGGGCGAUGUUUAUACGAACAACACUGGAUACUUUACGAUUACAGGCUCUGCUAAAGAA
Cylicostephanus goldi is the source of this 225-nucleotide messenger RNA. The record is from the annotation of a GenBank genome assembly. NCBI's taxonomy places the organism in Eukaryota, Metazoa, Nematoda, Chromadorea, Rhabditida, Strongylidae.